CUGAGCAGAACACACAAGAGGCGCCCGGGCGCUGCGGUAGCCUCGCGAUGGCCGCGCCAGAUGCGCACCGCGACAAGCGGGCCAAGGCGGGGCCCGUCCUCUAUCCGAUGGAUGAGCCUCUGCUGCGAAAGUGCGACGCGCUGAUGAAGAACCUCGCGAAAAAGUCCCAGGCAGUGCACUUCUUGCGGCCCGUCGACUGGAAAAAGAUGGGAUUGGUCGACUACCCAAAGCUCAUCAAGCAUCCCAUGGACAUCGGCACUGUCUCGGAGCGGCUGGGCAAGAACCAUUACGCCCGCCUUGAGGACUUUGCCAACGAGACGCGCCUCAUCUGGAAGAAUGCCUUCAUCUUCAACGCGCCAGACUCGCUCUACUUCAAGGCGGCAAAGUCGCUCUCGGACGCCUUCGAGAAGGCGAUGGAGAAGAUGGAGGCGGAGGCCGAGGCGGUCAGCGCGCUGCAGGUCGACACGAUGGAGCGGUGCAACAUCCUGCUCGCCGACAUCCAGGCCAACCCGCUCGCCGAGUGGUUCCUCGACCCGGUCGACCACGUCGCUCUUGGCCUCACCGACUACACUCAGGUCAUCACGCAGCCGAUGGACCUCUCCACCAUCGGGAGGAAGCUGCAGCGCGCGCAGUACCUCUCGCCCGAGGACUUUGCGCACGACACGCGGCUCGUGUUUCAGAACGCGAUCACGUACAACUCUGCCCAGUCCAUGUUCGGCGUCGUCGCCGGCAUCCUCGCCUCCUCCUUCGACCGCCGAUAUACGCUCAUCACGCAGGCGGCGGCGAUCGACCCGGGCAGGCCCAUGCCCGACCGGCCCGGCUGGCCGACGUUUGCGCAGAAAAAGAAGCUGUAUGACCUCUGCACCAAGCUGUCGCUGGCGGACCUGAACCAGAUGGUGCAGAUGGUGCAGAAGGGGUGCCAGGCGGCGGUGCAGCAGUGCGGGCACAAGGAGGUUGAGGUGGACGUGGACGAGCUCGACAUGGACACCUUCAACAAGGUGCUCGGCUUUGUGGGCGGCAAAACCAGCAGCAAGGUCAAGGCGGACCAGUGACGCGGCGCAGCUAUUCACGCCGGCGCGCCCACGGCAUACGGGGCCGCUUCGGGCUGUCGGCGGGUGCGAGGGCAGGGGCGGGGUCGGACUCCUCCCGAGCACGUGGGUGCCGGGCGGGGUUGCUAGCGAGGGUGCCCCACCUCUCGAAGGUAGUAAUUGGGGCGUGCAUGUACCUUGUAUUUUGUCUCUGUUGUUUUUCCUCCCUUUGGCGAUUGACCACGUCGCGCGC
Molecule: messenger RNA, 1281 nt
Organism: Emiliania huxleyi CCMP1516
Lineage: Eukaryota; Haptophyta; Isochrysidales; Noelaerhabdaceae
Exons: 7
Coding region: 48-1052 (334 amino acids)
Molecular function (GO): protein binding
Source: RefSeq, a predicted model, not a curated record